AUUAACGACCCACGACGAACAACGAAGUAUUGCGAGACGAAAGAACUUAAAUCGGCGUGAAGAGCGUGCACACAAUUAUCCAAAAUGCCUGGACGAGUUUCAACAGCUCGGUCCUCGAGGACUUCAGCUGCUGUAUCACACAAAGCAUCUACCCAAACGUUGAAUUCACGUGCGUCAACAGCAUCACGAAUCUCUACUCCUUAUGUCGAGAUACCAGAAGAAACGCCAGAAAACGAGCUCCGAACUCAAAUCUCAUCUAUUUUCCGCGAUGCGCAACGAACAACGGCCGGACAUAGAAAGUUGGUGAUCAAUCUACGAAAGAUUCAAGAAGCAUGUUGUUAUGAGCCUACAAGCAAGAAGAACAAGACCGGAGCAGAGGAAUUCGAUGAAGAUCAGUUCACACAUGAGUUGACGAGAUGUGUUCUACGGGUUAUGCCAGUGAAGAAGAGUGAGAGCGUGGGAGAACGAUCAAUUCGAUUCAUUGGACUGUUUCUACGACAUGCAAACGAAAAGGAUAACGAGUUGCUCCCGGAGAAUGAGGAGGAUGACGGUGUCAUGGUCGAAACACCGAGCACAAGGUUGACAUCCUAUGUCAUGAACACGAUUCUACCUCUUCUCACGUCCAAGGAGAAGUUCGUACGAUACAGAUCCACGCAGCUGAUUGCACAUGUUAUCAAUUCCUUGGAAGCUAUUGACGAUGAUCUAUUUCAACUUCUGCGACACGGCCUUCUCAAGAGGAUUCACGACAAGGAAGCCAUGGUUCGCGUACAAGCAGUCUUGGGAUUGGGACGACUGGCAGGUAACGAAGCAGACGGUGAAGCGCAAGAUAGUGACGAUGAUGACUCUGCGUCUGGCCUGCUUGAAAGACUUCUCGACGUCCUCCAGAACGAUCCUAGUGCAGAUGUUCGAAGGUCUUUGCUGGUCAACCUUCCUAUUCUUCCAAACACCCUGCCUUUCCUACUGGAACGCGCCCGAGAUCAGGACCCUGCUACUCGAAGAGCACUUUACUCUAGACUUCUGCCAGCUCUUGGAGACUUUCGACAUCUGUCCUUGUCUAUGCGUGAGAAGCUGCUUCGAUGGGGUCUCCGAGACAGAGAUGAGAAUGUCCGAAAAGCUGCUGGCAAAUUAUUUCGAGAACGCUGGAUUGAAGAUUGUGCUGGUACUGCUGAGAAUGAAGAAGGCGAAACAGUUGAAGCAGCCGCUGGAGAAGUAAAGCCACCAAGUUUCGAAGGUCUUCUGGAACUCCUUGAGCGUAUCGAUGUCGUCAACUCUGGUGUCGAAAAUGGAGUCGCAUUGGAGGCUAUGAAGGGCUUCUGGGAAGGACGUCCCGAUUACAGAGACGCUGUUACGUUUGAUGAUAAUUUCUGGGAUACGUUGACGGCUGAAGCUGUCUUCAUGGCGAGAAGUUUCAACGAUUUCUGCAGAAAUGAGGGCAAUGGCAAAUUCGAAGCUUUGGUUGAAGAGAAAUUGCCAGAGGUAACGAAACUUGCUUUCUACCUUCAACGUUAUAUUACUGUGUUGGUCGAAGCCUUGAAACGUGUUGCUCAGCAAGAAAUUGGCGAAGAUGAAGAGGAAGAAGAUACGGUGGAGCAGGAAUUUAUUGUUGAGCAACUCCUUCAUAUUGCCCGGACUCUGGAUUAUUCAGACGAAGCUGGACGAAGAAAGAUGUUUGCUCUCUUGCGACAAUCGCUUUCUGUUCCAGAUCUUCCGGAAGAAGUCACCAAGCUGACCGUUGAGGUCCUUCGAGGAAUCUGUUCUCCUGAUGCCGCCGGAGAGAGGGAAUUCUGUAGCAUUGUCCUUGAAGCUGUUGCUGAUGUCCACGAUACGGUCAUGGAUGAGCCGGCUUCGGAGGAUGCAGAUGAAAGCUUCCACUCUGCACGGUCAGAAGUGAGCGGAGAUGGAACGCCGACCAAGUCAAGCAAGAAUUCCCAACGUACUGAAGAGGAGGACCAAGAAAAGGCUAUUAGAGAGAUCAUGGUCAACAUGAAAUGUCUACAUAUCGUGCAAUGUAUGCUCGAGAAUGUGGAAGGCAACCUUCAGCAGAACGUCGACCUGGUUGCCAUGCUCAACAACCUUGUUGUGCCAGCUGUUCGGUCUCACGAGGCACCAGUCCGAGAGCGUGGUCUGCUCUGUCUUGGUCUUUGUUCUCUCCUAGACAAGUCUCUCGCAGAGGAAAACUUGACGCUUUUCAUGCAUUUCUUCACCAAGGGCCACUCUGCACUACAGAUCACCGCUUUGCAGAUUCUUACUGAUAUCCUCAACACUCAUGGUGCGCACCUGUUGGACACGAACCCAACACUUCUGAAGGUGUAUCUUAAGGCACUCAAGUCUGGAGGAAAGGCUCCUGAGGUCCAGGCUGCAGCCACUGUCGCCAUUGCCAAGCUUAUGCUUGGUCGUGUUAUUGCGGACUCUUCUACAGCGAUCGAUGAUUUGCUCAAGACUUUGGUAGUCCUAUACUUCGAUCCAAGCAGCGCACAUAAUCAAGGUGUGAGGCAAACACUCAGCUAUUUCCUACCUGUGUUCAGCUUUAGUAGAAAGGAAAAUCAAGAUAGGAUGCGAAAAGUGGCCUGCGAUGCAUUGCACAAGUUGUUUGAGGUCCAGGAAACCUUGGACGAUGAUGGAGACGCAGAGACUGAGAUGGUAAGCAUCACUACAAUUGGUGCUCAUCUCAUCGACUGGACGGAUCCAAGAAAAUGUUAUGGAAGCGGGAUCCAGCUCACUGGAGGAGAUGAAGCAGCUUCUAAAAAGGCAGUUAAUGGAGAUGUUCAUCUUGAGUUUGCGCGUGACCUUUUGGAGAAGCUGGGGUCUGGCAUCAAUAGAGAAGAGAAGAAACUUCUAGCACCAAUGCUCGCCAAGCUCCACAUCUCACCAGCUUCAACGCCUGCUCUGCUCAAAGAAGUGUACAAUGAAGUAUCCAUUGCGAUUGAUGACAAGCUCAUCGCUGAUGCGACUGGUCGCAAUGCCUUGUUCAAGAUACACGUGUCACUUGGCAAGAUUGCGAACUCUCUCAAGGAGGACGCAGAUGGUACGGUAAGCUUGAAGAGCAGCGUGAAUAGCAGGAAAGGAAGCAUAGCGCCGAGCGGUGUAGACGAAGAGAGGACAGUCCUCAGUGCCGAUGGGGCUGAGGCAGAAGAAGGAGACAAGACGGAAUUGGUCAAGGUUGAGGAAGAGGAGGAAGAAGGCACCAUCAUUGGCAGAAGAGAUUCUCUUAUGUCGGAACUACUUAGUGAUGCUGAUGUGGAGAUGUCUGGCAUGUGAAGGUAAACUUCACCGCUGCUUGUAAUGAAUAUAUGACGGUGGUCUGGGCAGGUUACGGAGGGUUCGGAAAGUAUGCUUUGUUGGCGUUUCGGGUUCUCUUUUGUAUGUAUGGGAUAUCUGGUUAUUCAGUGGACAUAACGAACGAACAAUCAGUUGAUGCAUGUCGUGGAUGCUCGAAAAUGCCG
Mollisia scopiformis is the source of this 3443-nucleotide messenger RNA. RefSeq names its product ARM repeat-containing protein. Gene Ontology annotation, cellular component: condensed chromosome; condensin complex. NCBI's taxonomy places the organism in Eukaryota, Fungi, Ascomycota, Leotiomycetes, Helotiales, Mollisiaceae. The transcript is spliced from 2 exons. Bases 85 to 3258 code for a protein of 1057 amino acids. Gene Ontology annotation, biological process: mitotic chromosome condensation. The record is from RefSeq and is a predicted model, not a curated record.